AUGGCUGGAUCAGAUGAGAACUACUUGGGGAUGAUCAGGCCUUCAAAUAUUCAAGGAGGCUUACGAGCAGGGAAUGUGAAGUUCACAGCGGGAAUUGGGCAAAAUCGGAGGGCAUUGAGCACGAUUAAUCGGAACAUCGUUGGAGCUCCACCUUACCCAUGUGCCAUCAACAACAGAAGUGGCUUGCCAGAGAAAAAUGAAGUCCCUAAUAAGAAUCUGACUCUGCCUGUGCACCGACCGAUUACUAGGAAGUAUGCUGCACAAAUGGCUGGCAAACCGCAGCAACCCUUACUUGAGGAAACUAAGCAGCCAGUCCAACCAUUUCUGUAUCCAAGAGAAUCAGAAGACUGCACCAUCAUUGAUGUGGAUGACUACAAGGCCACUGGUGACUUCCCUGUGCCUAUGUUUGUGCAACACACAGAAGCUAUGCUGGAGGAAAUAUAUCGAAUGGACAAGGAGGUUGAGAUGGAAGAUAUAGAAGAAGAGGAGCCAAUCGUGGACAUAGACAACACAGAUAAGAAGAACCCCCUUGCAGUUGUUGAGUACAUUGAUGAUAUAUAUGCCUACUACAAGAAAGCAGAGCGUUCUAGCUGUGUCUCACCGAACUAUAUGGCACAACAAUUCGACAUUAACGAGAGGAUGAGAGGCAUUCUCAUCGACUGGCUGAUUGAGGUGCACUACAAGUUUGAACUGAUGGAGGAGACCUUAUACCUCACUGUCAAUCUCAUCGAUAGAUUCUUAGAAGUCCAACCAGUGGUGAGAAAGAAACUACAGCUUGUUGGGGUUACAGCCAUGCUUCUUGCUUGCAAAUAUGAAGAAGUUUCUGUUCCUGUUGUUGAGGAUCUCAUAUUGAUUUCUGACAAGGCUUACAGCAGAAAAGAAGUGCUUGAGAUGGAGAAAUUGAUGGUCAAUACCUUACAGUUCAAUCUAACAGUUCCCACUCCAUAUGUGUUUAUGAGGAGAUUUCUAAAAGCUGCUCAAUCUGAUAAAAAGUUGGAGCUUCUGUCCUUCUACAUAAUCGAGCUUUGCCUCGUCGAGUACGAAAUGCUCAAGUUCCCACCUUCUCUGUUAGCAGCCGCUGCCAUAUUCACUGCUGAAUGCACUCUCUGUGGAUCAAAGCAAUGGAGUAAGACCAGCCAGAGGCACACUAACUAUACUGAAGAUCAGCUACUGGAGUGCUCGAAGAUGAUGGCCAUCUUCCAUCAGAAAGCAGGCAGUGGGAAACUUACUGGCGUGCACCGGAAAUACAGCACUUCAAAAUAUGGCUAUGCCGCAAAAUCAGAACCUGCUCAUUUUCUCUUGGAUGAUGGUACAUUCCAUGAUUGA
Ilex paraguariensis (yerba mate) is the source of this 1326-nucleotide messenger RNA. NCBI's taxonomy places the organism in Eukaryota, Viridiplantae, Streptophyta, Magnoliopsida, Aquifoliales, Aquifoliaceae. The record is from the annotation of a GenBank genome assembly.